Molecule: messenger RNA, 1188 nt
Organism: Monoraphidium neglectum
Lineage: Eukaryota; Viridiplantae; Chlorophyta; Chlorophyceae; Sphaeropleales; Selenastraceae
Exons: 2
Coding region: 1-1188 (395 amino acids)
Source: RefSeq, a predicted model, not a curated record
AUGCAGGCAGCUACCACGCGGCAACAGCAGCAGCAACAACAUCAGCAGCAGCAGCCGAAGCAGCAGCAGCAGCAGCAGCAGCAGCAGCAGCAGCAGCAGCAACAGCCGCCACAGCCGCAGCAGGAGCAGCAGCCGGAGGAAGAGGCUUCCACACCGCAGGAGCAGCCCAAGGAAGAUCCGACUCACCAGCAGCAACAGCAACAGCAGCAGCCACUGCAAGUGCCGCAGCAGCAGCAAGAGGAGCAGCAGCAGGCUGGCGGUUCUUUGGCUGCCGGCAAGCAGCAGCAGGCGCAGGAGUCCCCCAAACCGGCGGGGGCAACCAGCGGCGACGACCCGGCGUCCCUGAAGAACCUCGCCUUGGGGCUCAAGGGCCGCGCCCUGGCCGCUAAGAGGCGGCUCGCACCCCAGCAGGCCAAGGGCGUUGUAGAUGAGGGGGCAGGUGAGGCCGCCCGCGACGCUGGCGCAGAGGAACGAGGUGUUACAGUCGCGCUGGCCGAGGUGCCGCCAACCAAGCGUGUGCGCAUUGAGACUGAGGCGCACAAGGCGGAUCAGGGCGCUGCGCCUGCAGCAGCCCAGCAGCAGCAGCAGCAGCAGCAGCAGCAGCAGCAGCAGAACCUCCAGGCUGACGCUGGCGCAGCAGUGCCCGCACUUGGUCCAGCACCAGCAGCGGCCAUGAUAUCAGGCACAGCAGCAGCUGCGGUGCCGGCGCCCCCUGGCAGGCCGCCACACGAGCAGCAGGGGCUUGAGACCCACCGGCUACUGGAGGCGCAGCAGCAGGGCCGCAGCCAUGCCCAUGGAGAUGUAAGCGUGCCCAUCACAGGCGCAGUGCCGCGUGUUGAGGAUGAGGACAUGGCAGAGGGCGGCCCAAGCGGCAGAGGUCGAGGCGGGGACACUAUCGACUUGACCGCGGAGGACAGCAACAGCGACGACGAGCAGCAGCAGGCCCAGCAGGCUCAGCUGCAGCAGCAGGAGGAGGAGCAGCCCGCUGACGUCCAGCCCGUUGCAGCUGUAUCAUCCGGUGCACCCUUCGCGAGGCCCGGACAGGCCUUAGCAGCUGUGCAGGCGGCUGCUCGUGGCAGUGGUGUGGUUGAGCACGGGGCCCUGCAUGCUGGCGGGGCCCCACCCGUGCAGCCCGCCGUCACGGAGGAGCUAGAGGACCUGCUGGAGGGCGCUGGUGAGGCCGGCUGA